Messenger RNA from Myripristis murdjan (pinecone soldierfish), 6829 nucleotides. Its product is annotated as G-protein coupled receptor 37-like 1. Gene Ontology annotation, cellular component: plasma membrane; signaling receptor complex. The record is from RefSeq and is a predicted model, not a curated record. Gene Ontology annotation, molecular function: G protein-coupled peptide receptor activity. Lineage: Eukaryota; Metazoa; Chordata; Actinopteri; Holocentriformes; Holocentridae. Bases 761 to 2320 code for a protein of 519 amino acids. Gene Ontology annotation, biological process: positive regulation of MAPK cascade; adenylate cyclase-inhibiting G protein-coupled receptor signaling pathway. The transcript is spliced from 4 exons.
GAGACCCGGAGCUCCAGGACGCCCAGUCUCUCCGCUGCCGCCGGCCCAGACACAGCACCCCCGAGGCGGACACGAACCGGGCGCAGCUCCCCUGCAAACCCUGGAGCUCCACGACCUCGACUGCAGCCGGCCGGGUCGCUGAUGAACCAGUUAGAUACAGGAGAAAUAUUAAAGUGGAAAACAGGAAUAAUUGGAGUUUAAAGAGACUGAAAGAGACAGAAGAGAAGACAAGACAGAGAGAGAGAGGAGAGAAGUGGAGGAGGAGAGAGGGAGAGGGGGGAGUUGCACUCAUCCUGUGUGUCUCUUGCCCUGCCCAGAGCUGGAAUCAGCUGGAACUGGAUCUCAGCUCAGAAACAUCUCGUAAAAAUCAGCGUUUCUUAAUCACUGGAGGCUUACUGAGACUUUACUGGAUUUCCUCUCUGCUUCUAAUGAACAAAAAACAACUUUUACUCUAGAUUAAGAAACUUUAACUUAAUUUUGUGGAAACUUUGGAAUUAUUGCCUUUACCAAACAUUACUUAACUCCGUCGUGUUCCUGGAAAUUGGAGCUAUUUUAUCGGUAUUUUACCGGAACAUUAUUCAAGCUCUGCCGAUCUUGUAAUUCCUGGGACUUUACUGAUAUUCAACUGGGAUUCUACUGGAGAGCUACUCUGUCCUCGGGGGCUUCCAGUGUAAAACACCCCCACAACAUCCUGAAUAAAAACCUUCUUUUUCUGCGGUGUUUCCUUGGGAAUCUGUCACAUUUCAGAUCUUCUUCCAUCAUGAGUGCGUCUGUCAGUCUGUGGUUGUGUCUGUACCUGCCGCUGCUGUCCGUGGUCGUGUCGGUGGGCGGGCAGGCGGAUGGCCAAAACAAACCGCAGUCCCCCGUCAAGCUGGAGCCGUUCUGGUCCGGCGAGCCGCUGGGGAACCAGGCCGACGUCUACGUUCCUGAGCAGAACCUCGUCGCCGGGCCCGAGGUGCUGCUGGACCUCGACCGCCACCGCCGGCCGGCACGCGGCGCCGAGGACGAGGAGCAGCAGUCGACCUUUGGCCAAUCGUACGAGAACGACUCGGUGCCGACGCCGCAAGCCACCGACUUCAACACGACCGAGGCGGAGAUGGACGAUGAAAACCGAAGUGAUGAUGAUGAUGAGAACAAUCACCACGGUAACGCCUCCAACCCUGAGCACACCAACCCAGGGCUCUUCAACCCGUUCUACCCGCUGGUGGAGAGCUCGUACUCGGCCUACGCCGUGCUGUUCCUGGCCGGCCUGGUGCUGGCGGUGGGCGUGGUCGCCAACAUGGCCGUCAUCUGCAUCGUCUGGAACAACUACUACAUGAGGUCGGCCUGGAACUACCUGCUGGCCAGCAUGGCAUUCUGGGACUUCUGGGUGCUGGUGCUCUGCCUUCCCGUGGUCGUCAUCAACCAGCUCUCCCAUAGGAGGAUCCUGGGUGACAUCACCUGCCGCUUGGUGCCUUACAUGGAGAUCACGUCUCUGGGCAUCACCUCCUUCUCGCUGUGUGCUCUGGGGAUCGACCGUUUCCACGCCGCCACCAGCUCCUCGCAGCCGAAGGCGCGGCGGGUGGAGCGCUGCCGCUCGGUGCUGCUGAAGCUGCUGGUGGUGUGGCUGGCCUCGCUGGUCCUGUCCAGCCCGGAGAUCUUCCUGUGGCAGCUCAGCCAGGCCGUGUCGCCCGCCACCGGCAGGCUGGUGGACUCGUGCACCAUCACCCCGUCCUCGCCACUCUCGCUGUACCUGCCCGACUCGCUGCACUCGCUGCUGCUCAGGUACCACCAGGGCCGUAUGUGGUGGUGUUUCGGCUGCUACUUCUGCCUCCCCGUCGUCUUCACCGUCCUCUGCCAGCUGGCCACCUGCAACGUCAACAACGACUCCAGCUCCGCCCAGAAGCAGCGUGGCCACGACGACCGCUCGUCCAAUCAGAAGCGGCAGCAGCACCAGGCGGUGGAGCGCCAGCUGAGCUGCACGGUGCUGGCGCUGGCCGUGGUGUACGGCGUCUGCGCGCUGCCCGAGCAUGUCUGCAACAUCACGCUGGCGUACACGCACAUCACCGUCUCCGAGGACACGGCGGCCAUCCUGGCGCUGCUGCAUCACUUCCUGUUGUUUUUCAAGUCGUCGGUGACGCCAGUGCUGCUGCUGUGUCUAUGUAAGGCUCUCGGCCAGGCCUUCAUGGACUGCUGCUGCUGCUGCUGCCAGGAGUGCCAGCCGGCCGCCGCCCAGGGCUCGCCAGGCCCCGCCCAGGUCAAGCUGAAGACAGUAAAUGAGUCGUCCAUCUUCUUCGACAAGGCUAAAGACACGACGGCCAUCUUGUCCAUCACCAGCUAGAGCCACCGGUCCCCUUUCCCCCAUCUCUUCGUCGUCCCUCCAGCCAUCGCUCUGUCGUUCCACUUGCUUCUGUCUUCCCGUGCCUCUCUUGUAACCCAGUCUUUACCCAUAAUGCACUGCAGCCUUGUUUUUAUUCUUCACUAUGUCUUCCCUCUGUGUCCUUCCAGUGUUAACCACAAACCCUCCUCCUCCCUUCCUGCCCUCUUUGUGUCAUUUGCACAAUCUCUCCAGUCCCUUCUCUGUUUUUCUCUCCAUCCCCUCCUCCAUUAUUUGUAUGAUAUUGCUGUAUGGACACCGUGUCACCCCUCCAGUAGCAGAGUUAGUAAGUUGCUGUACUUGCACAACCAGCUGUUGUAAUAGCGGGAGCCUGUUUCCUGCGGGCAGAGCCUUCCCCCCCAGCUUCCUGCUCUGAUGUGGACGAGUCUGAGUUCAGAAGCAGAAUGGGUAGAAAUGACAAGAAUCCUCCUCAGCUGACAUUUUUUUAAGACGGCGGCUCAGGAGUUGAAGUUGCCAUGUGGAAAAUGAGCCGAGGCAAUGGUUCUAAUCCCUGGUCAGCUGCUCUGAGAACAGUUUCUAGUAGCAGGUGUCAGGCGUCAAACUGCCCCGCCCCGUCUCCCUGCAUCUGGCCUGCGACAAACAUACGACCUUGGUAGCUAAAUGUGACCAACAGAGAAAAAUCCUUUACCAUUUCCAUUUAUUUGAUUGGCAGGCGAGGGGCAUUGCAAUAAGAACAUGAGAAUCCAACCCACCGAGAUGCUGGUUGUACUGGGCAGCUCCCAGUGCAGAUUGAAUUUUAGUGACGGCAAACUUAAGGUGUGAGCAAGCCGAGCCUUGUGCGUGCAUUUUGCUGGCUGCAUUGAAAAUCUGGCGUCAUGUGACAUAAGCCAUUGGAAAUAAUGGGUUUUGAGAUGCAGGGUAGCUGUUGUCGUGACUUGGGUUAAAGCCCCACAACUGUGCCAGGGCGUCACUGAGAAAGAGGACACAUGGCCUUUCUAUCCACUCUGUUUCUGUGAAGGAUGUGCUGCUUCACUAAGCCAUCAAUCCAGUCGUUACAAGCUCAUUUUCUAAAGGGAAGAAGGAAGCAGGGAAGGAAGGGAGGAAAGGAGGGAGAGAGGAUGUAAAGAAUAUGUGAAUGCAGCGUGGGCCGCCUCACUGCUGAGACGGCCUCUUUGUACAGGAAGUGAAACCGUGUAGGAAGCUGUGUAUUAAUACGUCUGUAGCACAGCGGCGUCAGACCGUCGAACUCAACUAGCGCAGAUGAAGAAACAAAAAACAAAAACAUGAAUGUAGUUCUUUUUAAUCCUAGUUUUAACUAAUUACUUCUCUGUAAGAAGGAAAGAGUUAGCAAUUUUUCUAUGUCACAACAAUGUCCAUGCUUUUUGUAAUAUAUUCUGUCACAGUGUUGCGUUUCAUGGUUUUGAAGUUUUCUGUAUGUCAGAGCCGACUGUGCCUUAGCGUCUCCUCAGCCCUUCAACCCCAGACUGCUGUCAGUCGAUCAGAGUCCACACAGGUUGGUACAACAGCCGGUAGCUGGUUAGAUUAGAGAGACUCAGUGUGUGUUCACACUGCCAGCGACUCACCUGCUGUUGGAUUUUUCUGGUUUCCCAAAGUAGGCGACUUCGCACAUGUGUCUGGCUGAAAAAAUUCGACAAAAGAUGGAAGCGAGAGAAUAUGGAGUCAUCUGUCAACGAUCAAACCAGCACCACCUUAGCUUGCAAACGAUCUUCGGUUAUUUCAAGUGGUGUUGAUGAAAAAAAAACCUGGGAAACUGGAAGCUGCAGCGUGUUCGUUAUCAAGAAUAUAUUAAUGUAUCUCAAAUGGUUUCUUUGGCCAUGUUGGAAAGAGCAGUUACAUCUCAAGUCCGAAAAUUCAUGCUCCACCUGAUGCUCGAAAACGGACAUUGGAGAGCGUUCAGGUGCCACUGGGAAACUGAAUGUUCUGCAAAUGUUCUGCAAGGGGAGAAACGGGAAAAUACGUACAAAUAAGACUAGGUGUUGAUGGCCAAUGGCUGUGAAAAGUUCAGCCACAGCCAACUUGUUGAUCGUCCAACAGAGUUUGGGUCCCGAUGGGUUCGGACAAAAAUUUAGAGAUCAUGUCCGGGAGUACGAGCAAACUCUCAGGCUCAGGUUGGGUUUGGACAAAAACAUACCCUCCAAAUGUCAGUCGAGUUCCCACAGGCUCCUCAGCUCUGUCGGCAGUAAAGGAAUUAUUUUGGACUUCUUCAGGUGGUGAUAAUAUAACAGCCAUUUUGAAUUGGAUGCUGCAGCGUUGUAGUUGCUAAGUGUAACCAAUGUGCUGCCAUCCUCUGAUCGUUUCUGGGCGAGGGGAAGGAUAUGUAAAAGUAAGACUAGCUGUUGACGGCCAAUGGCUGUGAAAAGUUCAGCUGCAGCCAGCUUGUUGACCCUCCAGCCGAUUGUGGCUCCCGGUGGGUUGGUUGGUUAGUUAGUUGGUGGUUAGGGUUAGUGGUUGCUCACAGUGUGAACACACAGUCAGAGACAUGGAUUAUAAACCGUUUGGCAAACCAGGCAGGACUGAGGUCCUUUAUAUCACAACUAAAGAUGACCAACAGAGUUUCCAGCUGCUGGUGCUGCUGCAGAUAGGCUCUCCAUCCAACAAGAACAAAACAGAAUGUGUCAUGAGGUGUUCAAGGUGACGUGGUAGACCUUGAAAACCUUGAAGUGAUGUGUUGACUUGCGAAGCAGCUGAUACAGUUACCUGAAACCACAGGUAAAGGAAAACUCCAACAUUUUUCCACAAAAUACCAGUCUGGGGAAGUCGGGAAAAGAUUUUGACCAAAACUUUGGCACAUUCCCUUAAGAAUGCAAAAAAGGUAGUUUGCUAAACAUAAAAAAUUUGGACUUUCCAAAUGUCUUUGAAGGUCGUACUUUUUUUUUCAGCAUAGUCCCUGGGAAUUAACCUGUGUUGUUUAAAGGGAAGAACUCUUGUUGUUCAUCUUUAAUUCUGUGGUUUUGAGAGGAACUCUUUCUGAAACUGGUUUGCCUAACUUCUGUAAUCUGUGGCUCUGGCUUAAGGUUAAUAGCACAUAGGCUACUAAUAGGUAGAGACAAUUAGAUUAAGAAUAUUUUUUCAGUCAAGUCACUGAAGGCUUGAACUGUGUUUAAAAUGUUGUCACUGAAGUUGUAAUGCUGCCUGGAAACAGUAGAACAAAGUGGUAGAAAGUGCUGGAGAUGUGGUCAAACACCAUCUCAUGUCUUGUCUUGUCCAGGGUUGGGGAGUCACAAAUUCAAGGAUUACAGUAAUCUGAUUACAAACGGGAAAUCUUAUGCUGUUUCAACAUUUUAUAUAUUGCAUUUUAAUUGCACGAUUACAAUUACAAAGGCAUUUUACACCACUUGAAACUUGUAGUCGUUGCUGGAACUGGUGAAGGUCGAGUCUGAUGUACCUGUGAUUUUACGCUGGAAUAAAUUUUGCUGUGAAAUCAGAGAGAAACAAAGAUAACUGUGACAAUUUGUUGUACUGAAAUCAGAGCUUUUAAAGGGAUACUUUGACUGGGUGAAAUUAAUUAAAGCAGAAUUCCUGCCAAGUCAGAUGGUUGGUGGAACUGGAAUACAAAAAGUUUGGUUUUCCCAGCCAUCACUGCACCAACAUUUGCAGCAUUUAGCCUCCACUAAUGGAGACAAAUAGGGAAGGAUAUGCUGCCCUGAGUCACAAAAUGGGUGUGAGGCAGAAAAAAAUCCAUUCAGGAGAAAAAAAGAGAACUUGAAUACUUUUGUGUUCUUUUGCAAAACUUUAGUGUUUUCUUGAGAAACUGUGGAUUUUUUGAGACUAGUGCAGAAACUUCAAAGUGCCUGCAGCCCCCUGGUUUCUCGCUCUGCAGCAGGUGGACGUGUUGAGCAUCAAAGUCCAGCGUUGUGCACGUUAAACAGACACACAAACGUUUUGUGAUGCAAAAAGUUUCUCCGAGUGAACGCAAAAGUUUUGUGAAAUGAUGCAAAAGUGUUUAAAUUUGUUUUUUUCCAGUUUUGUUGCUUCUGCAUGAUAUUUUUUCCUCCCCAUGUCCAUUACGGGGCUCUGCAUGUUCUCAAAAACAUUUAUGCAACUUAAAAUCAACUCCAACACUUUGUUUUAGCUCUAUGGUGCACAAAAAGUAAACAUAUAUUUUUUUCUUUUUUUUUUACAUCUUUGCCUCCCAUUCUUUUAGCUUUAGCAGAGCCAGGUUAUGUUAAUGUCCCUUGAAAACGAUUUCGUUUCAGGUCAUGGGAGGCAGGAGGCUACGUCUCCUUCACAAGUGUCUGGCUAAGAAACUAGAAAUUAAUGACUAAAAAUCAAUAUGUUCAAGGUAACCCUUUAAAGGGGAAGUCCACUCAAAUCACUUUUAUCAGGCUGUCAUGCCUUUUCCUGAAUGUGACGUUCACUGGAAAACCAGACGAGGAAAACUCAUCUUGUGAAUAGAAAAGAUUUCAAACAGAACCAGAGUGCGGCAAAAAGCAGCAAAUCAGAUGUAGAGGUGGUAAUUUAUAAAUAAAGGUUUGUAAUUUAAACUCUUAA